UCUCCCUCUCUUACAAAUCCCCCCAAAAAGAUGCUUAAACCAUAAGAAAGCCAAAUCUCAAAUCUUUUUGCCUUAAUAUUAGACUAUUUAAUCUCUACUAUUAAUUAAUUACCAAAGAAAUCUUCCUAAUGGAGUAUUUAGGAAAACCAUUUACAGGUAUCAAAAGGAAAGGUUUUUAAUAACUUUGAAAGAGAGAGAGAGAGAAGAGAUGUUCUUAAAAGGAUGAAUGAACAAAACAUCCUCUGUUUCUCUCUAUUCACAUUUCCUCAUCUGGGUCUUCUCCAUUAAUGAUUUCAAGAACAUCCAAUUUCACCAUUUGAUCAGGACAAGAACAAAUACAACAAGAUCAGGUUCCGUCUUAGAUUUUCAGACAACAAAAGCAGGAGGAGCUAAGAGAUGGAGUCGGAUCUAGGGAAGCUCUUCAUUGGUGGGAUAUCAUGGGACACAGAUGAAGAAAGGCUAAGAGAGUAUUUCACCAACUAUGGAGAUGUCGUUGAAGCUGUGAUCAUGAGAGACCGUGCCACGGGACGUGCACGUGGCUUUGGAUUCAUCGUGUUUGCUGAUCCCAGCGUUGCAGAGAGAGUCAUCUUGGAGAAACACAUCAUCGAUGGCCGCACGGUUGAGGCGAAGAAGGCUGUGCCACGAGAUGAUCAUCAACAGGUGAUGAAACGACACGCUAGUCCUAUACACCUUAUGUCACCUCUCCAUGGUGGUGGCAACAGGACAAAGAAGAUCUUUGUAGGAGGUUUACCGUCUAGCAUUACAGAAACGGAGUUCAAGAACUACUUUGAUCAGUUUGGUACAAUUGCUGAUGUUGUGGUGAUGUAUGACCACAACACGCAGAGGCCAAGAGGGUUUGGCUUCAUUACAUUUGACUCUGAUGAUGCUGUUGAUAGAGUUCUCCACAAGACCUUCCAUGAGCUCAAUGGGAAGCUAGUUGAGGUCAAAAGAGCUGUUCCCAAAGAGGUUUCGCUUGUUUCCAACACCCGAAGCCCUCUUCCUGGUGCUGGUUAUGGUGGCAGCUAUGGAGGUGGGUUUAAUAGGAUGUCUGUUAAUAAUAGCUACUUCAACAACUUUGCUCCUGCUUCUGGUUAUUACAACAAUCUAGGAGGCUCUGUUGGUGGUCGGUUUAGUCCUGUUAUUGGUAGCGGUAGAUUGAAUCAUGAGUUGAACUUGAACUUGAAUCCACGCUAUGAUGGAAUAACGUUUAACCGGUUCCCUAACAACCCUUACUUCAACAACGCUUCUCCAAGCCGUUACACCUCUCCAAUUGGACAGAACAGAACCGAGUCUCACUACAGUUCUAGCAACAUAGACUUGUGGGGGAACAGAACUGACAAUGCAGAACCCGGAUGGAACUUGAAUGUGUCUAGUGGAAACAACAGAGGGAACUGGGGACUUCCUUCUUCUGCUGUUGGUAAUGAUAACAAUGGUUAUGGAAGAAACUUUGAGACAGGCUCUGGACUUUCUGCUUCCCCUUUUGAAGGUUCUAUAGGAAACUUGUACAGAGGCGGUUCUGUUUACAGUGACUCAAUGUGGCGGCAACAGCAGCAGCAGCUACCACCACAGUCUUCUCAAGAGAUAGACGCUUUCUCUUACGGUUAUGACAUUGACAAUGUGGGCUCAGACCCAUCUGCAAAUGACUCAGAAAGUUACAAUGUUGGAAAUAGACAAACUAAUAGAGGUAUUGAGGCAUAGGUUAUCAAAACUGAAAGAAACAGCUAUACAUUGCAGUUUGAAGAGGUUCUUGUGACAAAGGAAACCAACUUUGUUGAUAACAGUUUUUGUGUUCUUAUAUAAAGAUAAGAUUGUAGCAGCAGUAAAAGAUACAACAACAUGAAUGAGUGAAGAUUUGCUUUCAAUGUU
This is a messenger RNA of Brassica oleracea var. oleracea, 1866 nucleotides long. RefSeq names its product heterogeneous nuclear ribonucleoprotein 1. Gene Ontology annotation, molecular function: RNA binding. NCBI's taxonomy places the organism in Eukaryota, Viridiplantae, Streptophyta, Magnoliopsida, Brassicales, Brassicaceae. The record is from RefSeq and is a predicted model, not a curated record. The transcript is spliced from 5 exons. Bases 397 to 1698 code for a protein of 433 amino acids.